AUGAAAAUGACGCCGGAACUAAAACGUCGGAACCGUAUUUUACCACGGAACAUAAACAUCAGCGUGCCCAGGCUAUGUGGGAGCCAUGACUGUGCAGCAGGUUUCAACAGGACAUGAAGUAUCUGAAAAACCGCUGGCUCUGCCUCCUCCUCAUCACCCUCUUUCUCGUGCUGUGGUACAGUCAUGUAACCAGAACAGGAGACAGUGUUGUUGACUUGGGCCUCCGUGGCUAUGAGAGGAUUCCACCUUCCGAUACAUCUGAUUUGCCCUACUUGGCGCUCCACUGCGGCCGAUGUGCCGUGGUGUCCAGUUCGGGCCAUAUGCGUGGCAGUGGGCGGGGCAGUGAGAUUGAUGGACAUGACUGUGUGAUCCGCAUGAACGCGGCGCCCACGCGGGGCUUUCAGGCCGACGUGGGGAACCGGACGAGCGCUCGCGUCGUCUCGCACACCAGUGUUCCCCACCUGCUGCGGCACGAGGACGUGUUCUUCAGGCACGAGGCGGACACCCUGUACGUGGUGUGGGGUCCUGACAGGAACAUGAGGCAGGAUGGAAAGGGCAGGGUGUUUAACGCACUGGUCAAACUGGCCAGGAAAUACCCACACACUCACAUCUAUACAGUCAGCAGGGAGAAGGUGCUGUACUGCGACCGCGUGUUCCAGGACGAGACGGGCAAGAACAGGAUGAAGUCAGGUGCAUUUCUCAGUACUGGGUUUUUCACCAUGAUUUUGGCGAUGGAGGUGUGUGACAGCAUUGAUGUUUAUGGGAUGAUAGAUGGUUCUUAUUGCAGUGUUGCCAACCACACCUCGGUGCCAUAUCACUAUUACGAGAACUAUCGUCUGGAUGAGUGCGGGAUGUACAGGGUGCACGAACGAGCCAAGAGAGGCGGCCAUCGCUUCAUUACGGAGAAGAACAUCUAUAAACGCUGGGCCUCGCAGGGAAAACUGAGCUUUAAAUACCCCACCUGGUCGCCUCUGCAGCAAGCCUGACGUAUCUCACCGGACCCCGACUGGUUGGUCCCCUAGACCACCUGAUGCUCUGUGGAUCCAAGUGGUUGCUAUGGCAACACCCUCAGAGCCUCACCUCUUUGCUUGAUUCAGGUGAACUGGAGCAAAACUGUAUGUCUGAAUGUAUUCCGACACUAACUGGUUUAUCUACUGGGAAUUCAAAUGGAAAUCUGUCGCUUUGUUAAGCUGUUGACUUGCUCAUGACUAGAUGCAGGCUGUGUCUGGUGCUCAGCUGUGACUGCCUUUUUUUGUUUUUGGCACAUUUUUUUAUAUUUUAUUUUCUUUUGCAUAUAUUUAUUUACUUUAAAAAGCCUUGCGUAGUCCAGUGCUGCUUCUGUUGCAUUUGUUUUUGUAUUUUCCACCAUAGCAUUGUUAUUUUUUUAUCGCAUUGUUCGUGUUUUUUUUUUAUUGAAUGUAUUCGGGACAUGCCGAGUCCUGCUGCCUUUGUCUGACAUAUUAACCUGUGUCCUCCAAGGUCAAAAGGUCAGAAUGCAGCUUAGCAGUGGCCUGCCUAUGGAAAAGGAGGCUUUGAGAGAUGGCGUGAGGUCACGUGAUGUCACGUGAGGUUACAUUUCACAGUCCCAUGUUACUGGGGUUACUUGAUACUAGGUUACAUUGUGGUAGGCUGUUUGGGGUUACAUUCAUCUCUAUGAUGUUACACCACUGUGAGGUUAUAUUAGGCCACAGGAAGAUACGUGAGAUCAUGUGAGGCCAUAUGAGAUGGCUACGUGAGAUCUCAUGAGGCUACGUCAUGUUACGUGAGCCCUUGUGAAGCUUCCCGAGGUUACAUAGUGUUAUGGAAGUUUGUGAGGUCGCGUUGAGGAUAAGUGAGGUUAAAUGAGGCUACGUGAAGUAGUGUGAGAUUAGACCACACAGGAUUGUAGAGGCCUACAUAAUGCUAUGUAUGGCUACAUAAAGUUACAUAAGCCAAGUUUAUGUCAUGUUACAUGAUGUUGUGAGGUCCCAUGAGAUUGCAAGUGCUACGUGAAGCUCUGUGAGGUUAGCAUGAGGCUAUUUCCAGUUAUGGAAGCUACGUGAGGUUUUGUCGUCUGAUAUAGAUGACCUUGAUGUGCUUUCAUCUGUAUAUAGUGAUGCUAUGCCAGGUAUUGGGGCUUUGAAUUUGCAUCAAGAUCAGUAUCUAAGCUUAUGUUGUUUUCCUGAAAUAACUGUUUGAGGAUUGCCUCAAGAAUGGGUUCAGUUGGCAGGUUUCACCACCAUCAGACCACGUACAAACAUUCAGCAAUAGCAUUAUAAGCUCUAUCAACAUACAGGCGCAAAGACAGAACACUGCACCAAAUCUCUGCCAACCUCGGAUCAGCUGUUUAUUAAUUAUCCGCCUCUACCAGUCCAAAUUACACAUCCAUGUAAUUGAAAACAGUUUUGCUGCACAGGCUAAUAUUCCUUUGGCCACUAGAGGCCUCUAGUGGGCACACAAAGCCUCAGGAAAUUAACCAUUAUUAACACAGGUGGCUGGAAAGUUUCAAGGCUUCAUGAAACUUCAUAUCUCCUUCACAGUCUGCACAGCUAUCGCUGAGAAUACACUGGUAAUUUGCACAUUUUUUGGGGAUUUAAACCAAUGCUCUCCUGAUGAUUAGAAGAACCAUCAGAUAGUUGGAAGCCACUGGGAGGCCUAGUAUAAGGCACCCCUCUUUAACUCUAUCACAGCAGUACAGACUGAACUGGUGAAUCUGAACACUAAACUAAUGGUUAAAAUAACAUGUUGAAUGUGCCCAAACGAAGCACUUAGCCUGAGAAUAACAUACAAAAAUAGUUUUAUAUGAAGAGAACUGAUGACACAUUAGAGGCAGUUAAGAAAAAAAAAGCACAAUAAUUCUGGGUAGCUCUGCCCAGUAUGAUGGUAUUAAUAUUAUUUAAGACAGUACAUUUCUGCUGAAAUGUGACCCUUGAUGACAGUCAUACUUCACAGUUUACAGUUGGUGACAAACAUUAAUAUCAUAUCAUGGUUUGCGAAAACUGUUAGAGUAAAAAAAUGAAAUCUAAAAUAAUAUAAAAUAUUAUUACUCUGAGAAUGUUUAGCACCUUAAAAUCAAUAGCCACUUUUCCACUGCAUGGUACCGACUCGACUCUA
This is a messenger RNA of Colossoma macropomum (tambaqui), 3093 nucleotides long. It is a transcript of the gene st6galnac4, whose product is annotated as ST6 (alpha-N-acetyl-neuraminyl-2,3-beta-galactosyl-1,3)-N-acetylgalactosaminide alpha-2,6-sialyltransferase 4. Gene Ontology annotation, biological process: oligosaccharide metabolic process; ganglioside biosynthetic process. The transcript is spliced from 6 exons. NCBI's taxonomy places the organism in Eukaryota, Metazoa, Chordata, Actinopteri, Characiformes, Serrasalmidae. The record is from RefSeq and is a predicted model, not a curated record. Gene Ontology annotation, molecular function: alpha-N-acetylgalactosaminide alpha-2,6-sialyltransferase activity. Bases 114 to 986 code for a protein of 290 amino acids.